Messenger RNA from Physella acuta, 878 nucleotides. RefSeq lists its product as uncharacterized. The record is from RefSeq and is a predicted model, not a curated record. Lineage: Eukaryota; Metazoa; Mollusca; Gastropoda; Physidae.
CGACACACCAGCGUUUCCUGGUCGUUAAGUCAACACUCCUUUGUUUAGACAUAAGAGACUGAAAUAUUUCAUCGAAAAGUUUUUACAAAAUUUUAAACUAAAAUUCAUUUAACAUUUUUUUUCCAAUGGCUGAUUGUAGAAGUUUAGUACUUUUAAUCAUCUUAGCUAUAAACUUAUCAAUUUUAUUCGCCAAACCUUUAAUUAUCGGAGGGGCUUUUAACUACAAUUCCACCUCUCAUACCCACAACCGGCGCCACAGGUCAGUUGAGAAUAUUCUCGAAGAUAAACACAAGCAGAUGGAAAACUCGACCCGGAUCAGCUGCAGAAACGAAUCUCAUCUGAAGCAAAUUUUCCAGGAUUUGAACCCCGGUCUGCAAGAGUCCCCCAUCGUAAACUUGAGACAAGGAGUUCGAUAUGAAAUUAGUGAUAAAAUCAAGAAAACGGUGCGGACGUUUACGUCUAACCCAGGAAGGAAAUGUCGAACGAUUGUCCACGACAGAGAUCUUGGAGCUGAGUUCUAUCCACAGUAUAUAAAGGAGAUCACGUGUUCAUCUUCUGACCUUCGAAGGUGUAAGCGGAAGUUCCAGAACGUGACACUUCUCAAGGUCGAUCAGUGCACGAGCGGUAUAGCCGGACUGACCCUGGUAGAGAAAGUCGUGUCGUCUGGUUGCUUCUGAAGGCGGGAAACAGAAUCGCGGGAAAGAACAUUACCCGACAGACCCAGAGGCUAGCUUUGGCUAAAACUAGCAUCAGCUAAAACCUAGCUGAACAUUUUGAAUGGGUUUUGCCGCCUGCUUAUGUUUCAUUAUGUUAAAAACGUUGUUGUGAUUUGCAAUAAAACAAAGUUGGAUAUUAAAUUAAAAAAAAUGAACAUUUUC